UUACUCAAUUAUUCUCCCGCUAUGAGGCCUAUGAUGGGUCUCUCAGGAAACAGAGGAGGGAUCCUGGCGCUGGGAGGAGAAAGAUGGCAGAGACGGAGGCUCAGCUGCUUUUGGGUGUAGGUCUAAUUGUGAACAUCUUUCCACCAUAGAAAAAGAUACCAAUGGAGAUGCUCUGUGGGUUUGGUGUUACCCUUCUACAACGACUGGAUUCAGGGAUCUUUUGUUGAGAAAAUGCUGCCUUACAGAUGAGAGCAAGCAGCUUCACACUUUCCUGUUUGGCCAGUACAAACUAACAUGGUUUUACAUUACAACCAUGGAAAUUCCAGACACUUCUGUCCUGAAAAAGGUGACCCAUUUUUCCAUUGUUCUGACAACCAAAGACUUUAACCCGGAGAAAUAUGCAGCCUUCUCUAGGAUCCUCUGUAGAAUAUACCUGAAAUAUGGGAGCCCUGUAAAAAUGAUGGAGAGUUACAUUUCUGUCCUUACAAAGGGGAUUUGUCAGAGUGAAGAAAAUGGUUCUUUCCUAAGCAAAGAUUUUGAUGUCAGAAAAGCUUACCUUGCAGGCUCAGUCAAAGAUAUAGUAUUUCAGUUUGGAAUGGAAACAGUCAUCCUAUAUACUGCACUCAUGUUAAAGAAAAGAAUUGUAGUAUAUCAUCCCAGAAUAGAAACUAUCCUCGAAUUUACAAGGACAUUACCAGCCUUAGUGUGGCACCGACAAGAUUGGUCAAUUCUUCAUUCAUAUGUGCAUCUGAAUGAUGAUGAAUUAGAAGCAUUAAAAAUGUGUCCAGGAUACAUUGCUGGAUGUAUAGAUACAGAAGUGAGCAACAGGCUAGACCUUUAUGAUAUAUACGUGAAUCUGGCUGAAAGUGAAAUCACCAUUUCAAAUCAAGCAAAAGAGGCAAUGACAAUGGGGAAAUUGCAUAAAGAAAUUGGUCAACUAAUUGUUCAAUCUGCAGAAGAUCCAGAGAAAUCUAACAGUCAAGUUAUAAAGGAUGUUUCACUGAAGACAAAGGAAAUCUUGACAAAUCUGGCUUCAUUCACAGAGGUCAUUCAUGAUGGUGAGAAGCCAUCACUUAACUUAGAAGCACUGAAACAAAAGCGAUUUCCACCAGCAACAGAGAAUUUCCUUUAUCAUUUGGCAGCUGCUGAACAAAUGCUUAAGAUCUGAUGUUGUAGAUAAACCUCAGUGGAGUACUUAGAAAUUCUUCUUUACUAUAAUGCUUAUGUAAAGAAUUCUGUGGAAGAAAGAGUAGGGUUUUUUUUUUAUAUACUGUAUAUAUUUCUGGAGAGAAUAAGCAAUGACACAGGCUUGAAAAACCAUCAGUGUGCCAUAAAAUAUUCUUGACUACAGUAUAUCAUUGUCUGUUCUUCCUACAAAGGACCCAAAGACAUGAUGGUUUGAGCUGUGCAUUAAGGUGAAAUAGUAAUUGUCAACCCCAAUCAGCACCUUAGUGGAAAUCAUUAAUCAAAUUGUUAAUGACAUGAACACUGUUAAAAUACACAAAUUAAAUAAGCCUUCCUCAAUUUGGCACCAAGUAUGUUGGGACUGCAACUCCCAUGAUUCCUAGCAUACUGCCUCUAUUACAGUCUCAGCAUAUCCAUAACUUGCAAGAGAGGCUGAAAGUUAGAUCUUUACAGUUAAGUCAGCUGAUACCGUGAACCCAAGAGCUGUAUGCACAAUCUGACCUCCCUCAAGCCCUUGGUGAAUGUUUGACAGAUUACGUCUAUUGGCUACACUGCCAAACACUCAAUGUGCCUGCUGGCCGCACCUUGCACAGGUGCACUUUGGGUUUUUAGAGCAAGAGUGUGUACAACUUUUUGUGAUGAUGAAUCCUGAUUGAGCUUGGAGCUGUUUUGACUUACGAAACAAUCCUACUGAAUAGGGCAGAUUUGUAUAUUAAUAUACCUAGUAGCUGCUGCUUUUAGAGAAAACAGCUAUAAGACCUUUUUUUCCCCUCUCAAGGAAUCAGGAGGUUUAAUUCCUUCCUCCUCCUCUGAAGUUGCUCUCCUCGUGGGAUGCAAGAUGUCAGCAUGUAUCUGGAAUUUUGCAGAAUGAAUAUAGGGCUGGGCCUUUUAUUUGCUUAACUUUGCCUUUUCCUUAAAUAGCCAUUGAAGUUUGGCUGCAUACCUUUUUGUGGGAAGGUUUAGCUUGUUAAUUUAAAACUGUAGCAAUUAUAAAACUAAGAGGUUUGUAAAAAAAAAAACUAAAAAAAUCAAGUUGAGCCUAUGCAGUAGCACUUUGCUUUUUAAAAAAGCCAUUUAUGAUUCUUGCCUUCACAAAUAUAUACCUUAGCAUGUGAUAUACACUUCUUUAAUUAAUCACACUUAUUUAUCCUAAUAUUUUAUGAAAUACUGUUUAACAAUGAUCAAUGAUGCAUACUAGCAAUAUUGAGAAUCUUGUUUUUGACUUAUGAGUUGCAUAUUGUAAUACAGGAGAUAAAGAAGGAAAUGGGCAACUAUUGUAAAAAAAAAAUCUAAAUUAGUGUAUGAAUAUGACUAGAGCUCCCCCUAUUUUCAGGGGUGUGUCAUGCACUUUUGUACAGAAAUAUAUGUUGAUUUAAACAUUUAAAAGCCAACUUAAUACAUUUAAUUUUAUAUGACUGA
Messenger RNA from Candoia aspera, 2604 nucleotides. RefSeq names its product DENN domain containing 10 (gene DENND10). The record is from RefSeq and is a predicted model, not a curated record. Gene Ontology annotation, molecular function: small GTPase binding; guanyl-nucleotide exchange factor activity. The coding region runs from base 314 to 1168 and encodes 284 amino acids. The transcript has 9 exons. Gene Ontology annotation, biological process: protein transport; regulation of early endosome to late endosome transport. Gene Ontology annotation, cellular component: late endosome. Lineage: Eukaryota; Metazoa; Chordata; Lepidosauria; Squamata; Candoiidae.